AAAGCUAAUCAAGAGUUUGCUUUAAUAAAAGAAAAGAGAGAGGAAAAAUGGUGCUCCUUGACAAAAUAUGGGAUGAUGUUAUUGCUGGCCCUAGCCCUGAUAAGGGCCUUGGCAAGCUGAGGAAGCUCAGCACCAAGCCCUUGAUCAUCAAAGAUGAUGCUGGGGAGAGCAGUGGCGGGAACAAGUACCAAAGAUCGCUGACGAUGCCGGGGACGCCGGGGACGCCGGCAACCCCAGUGACGCCGUCGCCCACGGCGACGACGCCGAAGCAGAAUGUGUGGAGGAGCGUGUUUCAUCCUGGGAGCAACCUGAAUACUAGGAACCUGGGCGCUGACCUCUUUGACAGGCCGCAGCCCAACUCUCCUACUGUUUAUGACUGGCUCUACAGUGGCGAGACGAGGAGCAACCACCGCUAGAAGGUUUGAUUGAGCAGACGAUAAGUUUGGAGGGGAGAGAGGCUCAAGUUCUGCUGGUUGUGUUUAUGUAUAUAGGAAAAUCUCUAAUGUUUCUCUGCUUGUUCUUGUUUUAUCACAAUGUUUUGUUUUUGUUUUGGGUGUUUGCUACUACUAUUUGCUUACUUUCGAGAGAGGAGUUUAUGUAGAUGUAUGAGCAACUGUUUACUUGAUGUUUUGAGUUGCUUGCUUUAGUAGAUGUAAUGGUACUCUUUUUAAUUAUCAUUUAGCAACUUGCUUUCUUUAA
This is a messenger RNA of Asparagus officinalis (garden asparagus), 699 nucleotides long. RefSeq names its product auxin-repressed 12.5 kDa protein. NCBI's taxonomy places the organism in Eukaryota, Viridiplantae, Streptophyta, Magnoliopsida, Asparagales, Asparagaceae. The record is from RefSeq and is a predicted model, not a curated record. The coding region runs from base 48 to 416 and encodes 122 amino acids. The transcript is spliced from 3 exons.